AUGCCCGAACAGAGUCUCAGAAGCAGAUUUUUAGGCAUCGGAGAGGCCGCCGUUUUUCAAUUCGCCAAAUACGGAGCAGCCUCCUUGGCGAUCAGCGAUAUGAACUUGUCGUCUCUGGAGAAAGUUGCGCAACGGCUCAGGGACGAGUACCCGCACGUUGAGGUGGAGGUACUCUACAUCGACACGAGUGAUGAGCAGUCAAUCAUCGAUGCUCAUGAAGCUACCAUCCGACGGUUUGGCCGGAUCGACUAUGCGGUCAAUAACGCUGGGGUGGCAGGCCCAUUCCUACCGUCGGUGGACACAUCUCGAGACCAAUUCAUGUUUGGUAUAGAUGUCAACAUGGUUGGAGUGUGGCUUUGCCAGCGAGAACAAAUUAAGCACAUGCUGAAGCAAGAAGGACUCACUCCGGGGCAUGUUAUCUUUUCCCGGGGCACGAUAGUCAAUAUGUCAUCGAUCUAUGGCCACAAGUGUGCGAGAUCGAACAUAACAUACGGUACUGCAAAGCAUGCGGUGCUAGGCAUCACUCGAAAUGACGCGGUCAAUUAUGGGAAGGAGGGGAUACGCAUCAAUGCCGUCUGUCCAGGGUUUAUUGAGACACCGAUGACCAGGCGACCGGAAGGGCCAUCUGCAGGCAUGCAGGCAUAUCUGGCUACAGUCCCUCUGGCACGUUAUGGGCAGCCUGAUGAAGUUGCCGACGUGAUUUUGUUCCUAUCCUCACCAUUGAGUCGAUACAUGACCGGAACCGACAUCAUGGUAGAUGGCGGAUUCCGCUGUGUGUGA
This is a messenger RNA of Cladophialophora psammophila CBS 110553, 780 nucleotides long. RefSeq lists its product as uncharacterized. The coding region runs from base 1 to 780 and encodes 259 amino acids. Lineage: Eukaryota; Fungi; Ascomycota; Eurotiomycetes; Chaetothyriales; Herpotrichiellaceae. The transcript is spliced from 5 exons. The record is from RefSeq and is a predicted model, not a curated record.